AUGCCUUACAACACGACUCCCAUCAGGCCUCGCAAGGAGGUGACAGGCACAGUCCAGCUCCCAUUAUCAAGAGUCAAGAAGAUCAUCGCAGUGGACCCAGACAUCAACGUCUGCUCAAAUAAUGCGGCAUUCGCUAUAACGUUGGCUACUGAAAUGUUCAUCCAGUACCUCGCAGAGCAGGGUCAUAACAUGGCCAAGCUCGACAGGAAGCCACGGAGGAACGUACAGUACAAGGACCUGUCCGCCGCGGUCAUCGCUAAGGACAACCUAGAGUUCCUCGACGAUACCAUCCCCAAGACGCAGCCCUACAAGGAGAUCAAGCACAAGGCCGCCGAGACGCGCGCCAAGCUCCAGGGCGGCAAGCCGGCCGGCGACCGCGCCGACGAGGCGGGCCAGCCCAACGGCAAGAAGCAGAAGAGCAUCAACGGCUUCGGCGUCCACGACGUCGUCAAGAGGCCAGAGGACGAGGAGCAGGCGCCGACGAAUCCGGGCGACGGCGAUGUGCACAUGACCGGGUAG
Molecule: messenger RNA, 519 nt
Organism: Diaporthe citri
Lineage: Eukaryota; Fungi; Ascomycota; Sordariomycetes; Diaporthales; Diaporthaceae
Exons: 4
Coding region: 1-519 (172 amino acids)
Cellular component (GO): nucleus; CHRAC
Molecular function (GO): protein heterodimerization activity
Source: RefSeq, a predicted model, not a curated record